GGAAGGACUACUUAUCAAUCGGCGGAUCUCUCGCGGGUGUUGCUUGAUCUGAUAAAAACUUCAUUGUCGCGUGCCCACAUUUCGAGGUGCUUUCAGGCGCCACAAUGGGUAACAAUCCCGUCUUUGCGGUCACUGUCUUCUUCAUCUGCUUUCGAGAAUGUCUCGAAACCAGCGUCGUCGUAUCCGUUCUGCUGGCGUUCUUGAAGCAGUCGCUCGGACGGAGUGAGGACCGUCAGACCUACAAGCGAUUAGUGAAGCAGGUCUGGCUAGGAUGCGCGCUGGGACUGUUCCUCUGUCUCUGCGUGGGCGCGGGUAUGAUCGGCGCAUUCUACGGUCUGGGCACGGACACAUUCUCCAGCACGGAGGAUAUCUGGGAGGGAGUGUUGGGAAUCCUGGCUUCCAUCAUCAUCGCUGUCAUGGGUGCCGCCCUGCUGCGGGUGUCGAAGCUCCAGGAGAAGUGGCGCCUGAAGCUGACCAAGGCCCUGCAACAUCACAACAACACCAAUACCACGCGUCAGGGCCGGGUCAAGCAAUUCUUCGAGAAAUAUGUCAUGUUCAUCCUCCCGUUCAUCACGGUUCUUCGUGAAGGACUGGAGGCGGUGGUUUACGUCGGAGGAGUCGGACUGGGUCUGCCAGCCACAUCCUUCCCCCUGGCGGUCUUCUGCGGCAUCCUCGCGGGAUGUUUGGUCGGAUAUCUGAUUUUUCGAGGUGGCAGCGAAACCUCGAUGCAGAUCUUCCUGAUCAUCUCGACCUGCUUCCUCUACCUCGUCGCCGCGGGGCUCUUCUCGCGUGGAGUGUGGUACUUCGAGAACAACGCCUGGAACAACAUCAUUGGUGGAGAUGCCUCCGAGACUGGGUCUGGUCCCGGAUCGUACGAUAUCCGCAAGAGCGUUUGGCACGUCAACUGCUGCAACCCCGAGCUGGGUGGCGGUGGUGGCUGGGGUAUCUUCAACGCGUUGCUCGGAUGGACCAACUCCGCUGACUACGGGUCCGUUAUUUCGUACAAUCUGUACUGGAUCUGCGUGAUGCUCGCCUACGCCAUGAUGCUGUAUCGAGAGCGAAAGGGCGCGAUCCCCGUCAUCGACCCGAUCUUGGCGCGGUAUAAGGCGUUCAAGGCUCGGGUCAAGGCUGCCAUUCUUCGCAGGCCGGUUGAGGACGAGGACAGUGGCCCGGUGGAGCCGCUGGAAAUGGCGCAGAGUAACAGGAUGAAGGAGAUCAUAGCUGGUGUUGGGGUGAGGGAAGCGGAGGCUUAGUUAGGGCUUGGUCGUAGAAAAACUCGAGAGACUCGGAACAAGGACGAGCGAUUGGUUAGAGGCAGGCGACCUGAACAGAUCAUACCCCAACGCUGGUGAAUAGAAUCAACCAGCAGCAGUGCAUUACUGUAGUGAACAGCAGUCGGAGAUAGAAAAAAAAUUCAUCUGGAUUAUAC
Molecule: messenger RNA, 1429 nt
Organism: Aspergillus heteromorphus CBS 117.55
Lineage: Eukaryota; Fungi; Ascomycota; Eurotiomycetes; Eurotiales; Aspergillaceae
Product: FTR1 family protein
Exons: 4
Coding region: 105-1253 (382 amino acids)
Biological process (GO): iron ion transmembrane transport
Cellular component (GO): high-affinity iron permease complex; plasma membrane
Molecular function (GO): ferrous iron transmembrane transporter activity
Source: RefSeq, a predicted model, not a curated record